Messenger RNA from Nezara viridula (southern green stink bug), 330 nucleotides. NCBI's taxonomy places the organism in Eukaryota, Metazoa, Arthropoda, Insecta, Hemiptera, Pentatomidae. The record is from the annotation of a GenBank genome assembly.
AUGAACUGGGCCCACACAGAUGAUGCCUUAACAGAAGGUACAGCUCAAAAAUGGUUUGUCAAAAUUGGUUUUAGAGAUACGACUCUCGAAGAUGCACUCCGCAGCGGUCAACCUAUCGAGGGUAAUUCGAGUGAUAUCGAGGCUUUAAUCGAACAAGACCGAUCGCUACAGGUACGAGAAAAUGCGGAGACACUGAAAAUAGACUUUGUAACCGUUCAAAGGUAUUUAAAACAGUUUAGCUACGUGAAUGAGGGAAACCUGGCCAACCGAUUAUCAAUCUGCCAUUUUCUUCUGAACCGGCACGAAAUGGAUCCAUUCUCAAUCGAAUAG